Messenger RNA from Malassezia restricta, 1839 nucleotides. RefSeq lists its product as uncharacterized. Bases 1 to 1839 code for a protein of 612 amino acids. The transcript has a single exon. NCBI's taxonomy places the organism in Eukaryota, Fungi, Basidiomycota, Malasseziomycetes, Malasseziales, Malasseziaceae. The record is from RefSeq and is a predicted model, not a curated record.
AUGGACCGCGACACAGGGGAAGCAGACGCUUCAGCGCCUGGCAUGAAUGCGACCCUGCCGCGGGCAGACAAGGCUGGAGCUGCUCGUUCAAACGCGGCGCCAACGACCACAUCAUUCACAUUAGCCCCUGAACCGUGCCAAGAGCCGCCCAAAAAACGGGUAGCUCUGACGACACUGCCUGGUGAGGCAUCGAAACGAGAGCCGAUCCUUCUCAACGGUGAACCUGCACCUGCCAAGGAGCCUGCACCUGCCAAGGAGCCUGCACCCGCCAAGGAGCCUGCACCUGCCAAGGAGCCUGCAUCCUGUCAAGACGCAGACCACAAACAAGCCAAAGAAUCCGCACGCGAGUCCUCAGAGACCUCCAGAAAGCGACGACGCAGUCCUUCGCCAAUAGAUCCACUGUCUAUGCCCAAGCCGCCUAGACCCACCAUCCGCCUUCAGCUCGUGCUCACUCAUAAUCCGACAAAGGACACGGACUAUAUCUUCCAAAUCCCCCGACUGGCGGUCGAGCAGCUCGAAGACCAGCACUCAGACUGGGCCGCUUGGUACAAAGCCAUGUAUCUCGAUCAAAACACAGCAUCAUCGUCGCACGAAGUCGGUCUAUCAGCCCAAGAACUACGUGAUCUUGGUGGCUUGGCCAAACUUCUGCAAAAAUACCCAGCCCAUGGCCCAUCCACACAGCUCUCACGUAAACGACAGGCCACGGAAUACGAUGUUGGCUCGUAUGAUACCAAGGACCCCUUUGUCGAUGACUCAGAGCUCGGAGUAGAUGAACCGACACACACCGUACGCACCAGCAAAGAUGGCUUUUAUGUCGCUUCAGGCCGCGUCGAAUUGGCCCCGGCCAGAGCCAGCACUCUCAUCUCGUCCCAUGCCACGUCGGCUUUCCGCACGGGCCCCACUUUUAAUCGCGGAUGGGCCGCUGGACGCACAAACAAGCUCCUUGCUAAGCGUGCUGCGUCCCUCCGACAGCAGCAACGAGCAUUGCCGGUCAAGGAGACAUCCGAAGCGGUACUUCCCCCACCCGAACCAGACUUGGCGCCUCCUAUGACCGCACCCGAGUCAGUGCAGACGUCGGUACCCGACGCUACCGAGAAGAAAAAGAACAAAUACCCCACAAGGCCGGUGCAUCCACAAUUGCAAGGCAUGUUCGAUCACCUCAAAGCCCUCGUCAGCAAGGCGAGUUUUGCUGUCAAGACCAAGUUUCCACCGGAGCUCAAGCCACCGCUUGUGGAAACGGCCAAAGUCGCAGUUGAGCUAGAUGAGUACAACGACAACUUCUUCAAUUAUUUACCGUCGAUUUUCCCGUACAAUCGCUUCACCAUGAUGAAACUCACCAAGCGUGAAUUUUUCCACAAGCACAUGGAGUACUUUCGGGAUCUACAGGAAGAGCACAUCGAAAAGCUCUCAAAACUCAUUGAUGAGCAGUUCCCUGUCCAGGCAUCAGAGUACGAAGCUCUUUGUCGAGAACAUGGCGUAGAGGGCAAAGAUAAUAAUGAUCACCAAGGUGUGGACGAAGAAAAGGUCGGAGACACAAGCGUUCCGGUGGCCGAGACAGAUGAACUGGUCAGACGAUUUCGAUGGACUGAUGAGAUGCGUGAAGAACUAUUUACCAUCAUUACCGUCGAAAAUGCCAUGAGCGAGAUCCGUAACGAAAAACUCAAGCUCGAGAAUGUGCCUGACUCCUACAGCGAGAUUAAUGCUCGCAAAGCUAUGUAUAAGCGCAUCGCAGACCUAUUUCCCGAAGAGGGAUGGGUCAACACGACGCACGUCUCGCGCGAAUAUGGCUCGAUCAAGAAACGCCGCGAUCGCGAAGAUGACUUGGAAGAAGACGAAUGA